AUGUCAAAUAUAUUCAAUAGUCAAAAGUCUAAGACUAACAUAACAAGUAAUGCCAAUUAUAAAAUUUCCAUGCAUGAUCUUUCUCUUGAGAACAUGAGGCUAAUGAGUCUGCUUUUUUUCUUCUGGCUCCUUCUAGUGAUGAUUCUUUUCUUCUUCAAAAGUUCUUUUUCUGUUGAAGGGUAUGCGAAAUCUCAAAACUUUAGAAGUGAUUCUAUGUCAAAGUUAAGUGCUUCUCAAGGAAAAUCAACUUCAAGACAGAAUUCAGGUGUACAAGGAAGUGAAGAUGUUCUUGGUGAUGAGAAGAGGAAAAUCUACACUGGUCCUAAUCCUUUACAUAACAGAUAAGUAGAAAUUUAUAAAUGGUAUUCUUUUUUUUUUCUUCCAAUUAUUUCAAGAUCCAUGUAUGAUUUGUAUAUAUAUUUUCUUUCAAACUUUUACUUUAUUUUUUUUUAAUUUGUUCUUUCUACCAUUCUCUUUUCUUGUAAGAGUUUGUGAUUUGUAAUUUUUAAGGGACAAGUUUAUUGUCAAUUACCAUAUUAUAAGAAUGUUGAUUUUUAUAAUUUA
Molecule: messenger RNA, 564 nt
Organism: Lathyrus oleraceus (garden pea)
Lineage: Eukaryota; Viridiplantae; Streptophyta; Magnoliopsida; Fabales; Fabaceae
Product: CLAVATA3/ESR (CLE)-related protein 22
Exons: 2
Coding region: 1-345 (114 amino acids)
Biological process (GO): system development
Source: RefSeq, a predicted model, not a curated record